AUUGCAGCCCAGCAUCUCAAGGUCGAGGAAAAAACCGUUAGAAAGUUUCUCGUACUUGUGCCAGGCAGACAUCGUCAAUCAGAGCUCAAUAAUCUUAGUUGAAAUUUCGUAAAUUUAAACUUUUUCUACUUCAGAAUUGUUUUCUUCUUACUUCAACACGAAGAAUCAAGUUCAUCUCCCAGCAUUUUGAAGACUGCUUCCAAUUAAUCUUCCACAUAGCUAUAGCUGGGAUUUGUUCCUACUGAAUGUUUGUUUCUUCUAACGACAACAAGGAGAAUCAAGUACAUUUCCCACGGUAUUUCGUAUUUGAAGACUACUUCCAAUUGAUCUUCCAUCUAGCUGGCAUUUGUUUUAUUAUUCCAUCAAAUCAGCAGUACUGACUACAGACCGUCUGACCAACCCAAAGCACGGAAGAAAAUGAGUUCUAAAAGGAAAGCUGAUGAAGAUGUGACACCUGAAUGUCAUGAUCAUGGGAAUCCCCCUAAGAAAAGGAAGAAUGAUGUUGAUUCUCUUCUGCUUGAAGUUGAAAACCAGAAUGUGGCUUACUUGAAGUAUUUGGUUGAACAAGGAACUGGCAACUUCCCGUUGAGUGAACAGUGGAGAUUAGUAUUCAUUCCUGCCCUAUCUGACACCACUAUUUCAGACCAGAUCUUUCAUAUCCUCAAGAAGAAGUACCCAGACAUCGACCUCAUGAAAAAAGAAGAGAAAACAAAAAAUCCAGAUUGUAUGAUUCUACCACAGGAUGCUGAUACAGAGCAGCUCAUUGAAGUACUGGAGCUGGUCGGCGCUGCGUGUGUUUUUUAUGGGAACGCAAAAGAUCGAAGAUACGGCUGGAGCUUCUGGUAUAAAGCCACGAAUCUGCGAGAAGGCAAUGCCAUUCCGAAGUCUACUUUUCUUCAAUCUGAAAACCUAAAACUUGCUAUGAGGAAAAAACUUGAAUUCCAAACUGUUCAAGAAUUGGAAGAUUUGUUACGGCAGAGGCGAACGCACUGGGCGACUCAAGCAAUCUUCACUUCUCUACGUAUUUCGAAGAAGUGUGACUGCUAUCAGAAAAGAUUCGUUGUCUACAAUUUGUUCAAAUUCGCUCUUCAAGGAUGGGGGGACCGCAAUGUCCCUCGGCCCCGCGCUUUCGCCAUAUCCCUCACCCUUUUUGAGCUCUUCGGUAAAACAAAAUUUUUUGACGAACUAGUGAAAAAUGAAACGAACUUGGAAGAUGUGGUCCACUCAACGUUCACCGAAUUCUUCAACACCCUGAGGGACCCAGUCAAGAAUCAAACAGAACUGGCUGCAGUAUUGACAUACGAAAAUUUGAUGACUUCUCUGGUUUUCUCUUUCGUAUACCAGGUGAAAGUUCACGAUGACGCUCGAAAUGAUCAAAUCAAAACCAAAGAUUAUACGAUCAAAUCAAAAGCCGACAAGCUUGAAGAAAUUUCACAGCUGAUUCUUCUUAUUCUCAAACUGCUGGUGUCAAUUCCGAAAUCGAAGAGUGAAAGCAAGCGAUUGAAGAUUCAGCUAGAAGUGUACAUCAACAUCUUUGAACUCAAGCGGGUAUCUCAAAAACCGAACCUCUUGCUUAGAGUAUGCACGUCGCACCAAGGAACACCCAACGAGUUCAAGCUGAUCAAGUUGUUGCUGAAAGCAGGAGCGGAUCCCAACGCUGUAGAUCAACAACGCUGCAGCCCUCUUCAUCUGCUGGCAGACUGUGAACAUUUCUCCUCUCGUAUGUGGGACGAUCCUUCGUAUUCUACUCGUGCUGAAAACUUCACUUCGAUCGUUCGACUUAUCUUGCAUGAAAGAUUUCAUGACGAACAAGUUAAUUUAAGUGGCCAAUCAGCAUUGGAGCGUAUUCAAGCUCUUCUUUCGCGGUAUCCAAAUGCCGAAUUAAGCCGACUGGUAGUCAAUUUCUCGCAGGGUGUUCGUCCGUUAUCUUGCAUCGCAGCGAAAGAAGCUCGAAGGAAUCAACUCCCCUGUGAAGGGUUACCUAUGACCGUUCAGUCUAUGGUUUUGCAGCACUAGUUCGUUUCGAUACUGAAUUAAAUUGUUUUCCUUUUUGGCGUCUACACUAACUUCCGAAAUUUGUCGUAUUGUUACUUGUCUUUCGUUUGCAUCGAAUAACAACCUUUGCUUGUGAAUAAAUAGAACGCGUUAAUAACUUA
Molecule: messenger RNA, 2156 nt
Organism: Daphnia pulex (common water flea)
Lineage: Eukaryota; Metazoa; Arthropoda; Branchiopoda; Diplostraca; Daphniidae
Exons: 4
Coding region: 418-2016 (532 amino acids)
Source: RefSeq, a predicted model, not a curated record